GUGCCUGCGAGGUAAGUGAAUUUUGCAGGAUGUUCUUAUGCCUGCUUGGAGGGGGGCAGGCGGCGUCCAUUGGAGUGAAUUCUCUCCAUCUUAAAAAACAUGCUCUUGCACCUUGAAUUGAAUGCUCCUGCCACCGCGAAAUAGAUUCCCUUCCUGGGAGUGGAUUCCCCGCCUCCUCUCCUCCAGAUCUUCUCCCACCCUUCUACUCUUGUUGUACUUUUGGCCUACUAUUUUCCAGCGCCUUGCCUGCGCCCAUCGUUGAGUUGAUCCAGCUUUACCAUGGCGGCUCCUUUCCACGUUCCGUUUUUGCAGGGUGUAGACCGCAACAUUCACCUGUUCGACUCCGGUGGCGUGUAUCUCGGGGGUAAGCAGAAGCUCGUGCAGUGGCAGUGGCAGUGGCAGUGGCAGUGGCAGGGUGACUCGCUAACGAACGGGCCCAUCCAUCAGGGGGAUUUCAGCAGACGCCACCGCAGCUUACCGUCCGGCUCUUCGUGGACAUGUGUUCCCACUUCCUCCGGUUCGAGACCAUGCGGACCCGCUGGGCCCUGUUCGCUGUGGAUGAGCAUGGCACGGUCGGAGCGCGGGUGAGCCAAGCGAACGCAUUCGUAGCGCCGGGGCACUAUGCCGUGCGAAGCAGAGAUGGCCACCCGAUUGCCGUGCGCCUAACUUCCGAGCGCCAUGUGCGCCGGGUCCGGACUCCCCAGACUGGAUCCCAGAGCCUGCGCGAAAAUCAACUCCAUUUCCGGGAUGCGGUCCGCAGCCGUGACAGGGCCUGCGCCAUCACUGGCCAGCGGCCGGGGACACUCCACGACCCCUGGCGAGGCUUGAUGGCGGCACACAUAUACCCGGUCUCGCGACUGGCCGCUUGGAAUCAGGAACGGCGCGCCUGGAUCACCGACACCACCGACGCGGCAAUGAUCGCUCCCAGCGGGCUCUUCUCGGCCCAGAACGGGUUGCUCUUGGAGGCAACCACGCACAUCUGCUUCGAUCUCUAUGAGAUCGCCGUCAGCCCCGAUCAUGGCUAUCGAGUGGUCCCCUUUGCGCUGGACAGUUUGGGCGUCGGGGGGUUGGUGCUAAGCUCCACCACGAGGCCGGCGCGAGAUGAGAACCGGCGAGUCAGCGACGAUAUCCUCCGGUGGCAUUUCCACCAAGCCAUCCUCAGGAAUAUGAGGGGGGCCGGGGAGAGGCCGUGGGAUGAGGACAACGCGGGGGGGGGCCGAUGGCUCUCGUUAGGGCGGGCCCGGAUGGCAGGGAGAGGAUGGAGGUCGAGAUGGCCACCCGGCUGGGGGCCUUCAUUGAGGAGGGAGAGUGUGGGUGGAAUGAUUGACUGGCCCGGUAAGAGAGAAUGACAUGGGUCCAAGGAGCAUCUGAUAUCCGAUUUGCUAUUGACAGAGGCGUCCUGCCGUUUCUUGUUGCUCGGAAUAUCCAUGCGUGAUAUCUAAACGCAAUCGCAUUGUCCCAUCGCCUUGAUCUUGGUUUGGGUGGGGAGAGUGGGGCGAGCGAGCAGGUUAGCCUUGUGUAGCAGAAACUAGCCGCCCCUUUCAAUCAACAUCCGAUAUGGUGUAGUGGCUAACAUCGCCG
This is a messenger RNA of Aspergillus heteromorphus CBS 117.55, 1581 nucleotides long. RefSeq lists its product as uncharacterized. The transcript has 4 exons. The record is from RefSeq and is a predicted model, not a curated record. Bases 498 to 1349 code for a protein of 283 amino acids. Lineage: Eukaryota; Fungi; Ascomycota; Eurotiomycetes; Eurotiales; Aspergillaceae.